UCUCAGUACCAUUCUCUCCACAUUCUCUCCACUUCAAUUAAAUUUACAUAUAUUUAUUGAUAAUAUAAUUACUUGAGAUGGGAUUACAUGGAAAAUUGGUUGCAGCAAUAGAGUUCAAAGCUGGUGGAGAUGUAUUCCAUGAACUUUUCAGGCACAAACCACAUGAUAUUUCCACAAUUAGCCCUGAAAUAGUUAAAGGAUGUGAUCUUCAUGAGGGUGAAUUUGGUCAUGUUGGUUCUAUCAUAUGCUGGGAAUACAUCCAUGAUGGAAAAGUGAAGAAAGCAAAAGAAGUGAUCCAAUUGAUUGAUGAAGAGAAAAAACUGAUUCAAUUUAAGGUGAUUGAAGGGGACUUGAUGGAGCUUUAUAAAGAUUUCAUUAUCACUAUGCACGUAGAGACAAAUGGUGGCAUUGAUUUGGUGACAUGCACCAUGGAAUAUGAGAUGCUUAAUGAAGAUGUGGAGCAUCCCAUUUCUAUUCUCUCAUUGUUCAUUGACCUCACCAAAUCUAUUGAGACUCACCACCUUGCCAAACCUUGAAUUAAUCAUGUCAUUUCCAACUUAAUAAUGGUUUGCUCUGCAUUUAGUUGAGACAAUAAGAGUGUUUAAUUACUCUCUAUCUAGUGUACCUGAUUGUUGUAUGUGAGAGAGACUCACUUUGUUGUGUGUUUUUAAAGUUUCCAAGCUAUUGUAUUUUUGGCACUUGUUUUUCUAUUUUGAAAUUAAGUGGACUUGGUUUGUGUUUCA
Molecule: messenger RNA, 743 nt
Organism: Salvia splendens (bonfire salvia)
Lineage: Eukaryota; Viridiplantae; Streptophyta; Magnoliopsida; Lamiales; Lamiaceae
Product: kirola
Exons: 2
Coding region: 78-536 (152 amino acids)
Biological process (GO): defense response
Source: RefSeq, a predicted model, not a curated record